Messenger RNA from Fopius arisanus, 3654 nucleotides. It is a transcript of the gene Kr-h1, whose product is annotated as Krueppel homolog 1. Bases 340 to 1947 code for a protein of 535 amino acids. Gene Ontology annotation, biological process: regulation of transcription by RNA polymerase II. The transcript has 2 exons. Gene Ontology annotation, molecular function: RNA polymerase II cis-regulatory region sequence-specific DNA binding; DNA-binding transcription factor activity, RNA polymerase II-specific. The record is from RefSeq and is a predicted model, not a curated record. Lineage: Eukaryota; Metazoa; Arthropoda; Insecta; Hymenoptera; Braconidae.
CAUUGCACAGUGUUGGAUUGGUCAUCCAGAGGCGGGUCCUUUGGUUUUCCUUGUUUUCGAUCCCACGGGCUCUCUCAGUGAUUUUUGUGAACGCAAUGAGACAACAUCGGUCUGAGAAAGUGAACUGAUGUAUUUGGUCUUGUGAGAAGUUGUUGAUUGGAUUUAUCCCGGACAAAUAAUAUAAGUGGUAUUUUGAUAAAGAACUAUUUCACCCGAUUCGCGGAUAUUUGACGUAUUUUUAGUUUUGAAUAGUCAUUGUUGAGUGAGGUUCGGGUAAUUUGAAGCCAAUGCGACCGGAUCGCGAAACGUAAACAUCAACUGCUCAGUCAAUUUUUGGAGAUGGUUGGCUACUACCCCCAGGAGUCGCUAGCGCCGCACCAUCCGCACGUUAUGCCAGACGUGGUGCCAAAGGAGACACUGAAACCAGUUAAAUCGCUAGUGUGUUCGCCAGACCUAACAAUCUUUCCGUCACCAAGCCUGACCCGACUGACUCCAACACAGCCGACCCCGGAGAAGCCAUACCAAUGCCUCCUGUGCCAAAAGACAUUCGACCAGAAGAACCUCUACCAGAGCCACUUGAGGUCACACGGUAAGGACGGCGAGGACCCAUACCGUUGUGAUAUCUGUUCAAAGACAUUCGCUGUACCAGCGCGUUUGACCCGUCAUUACCGUACUCACACCGGUGAGAAGCCAUACCAGUGUGAAUACUGCAGCAAGUCCUUCUCCGUGAAGGAGAACUUGAGCGUUCACCGGAGGAUUCACACGAAAGAACGGCCGUACAAGUGCGACGUAUGCAGUCGUGCUUUUGAGCACUCGGGUAAACUCCACAGGCACAUGAGAAUACACACGGGUGAGCGUCCCCACAAGUGCUCAGUAUGUUCCAAGACAUUCAUACAAUCAGGACAGCUUGUCAUUCACAUGCGUACACACACCGGUGAAAAGCCGUACGUAUGUAAAGCUUGCGGCAAGGGUUUCACCUGCUCAAAGCAGCUCAAAGUUCACACACGAACUCACACCGGUGAAAAGCCCUACACCUGUGACAUUUGUCACAAAUCAUUUGGAUACAAUCACGUUCUCAAGCUACACCAGGUUGCCCAUUACGGUCAAAAGGUGUACAAGUGCACGCUGUGCUGUCAGACAUUCAAUUCGAAGAAAACGAUGGAGGCGCACAUCAAGACGCACGCCGACUCAACUACAUCACGGGACUCACCUAUUGAACCGGUUAUCGAGAUAUCGCAGAGUAUCAAUGGAAUUGGUAUCAGUUCUAAUCAUUCGGAUCACUCGAGUAGCUCUGAGGGGAGUGGUUUGAGUGGUAGUGACAAAGAGAACAGCAAGACUGAGGAAGUGGUGGACGAAAUGGAAGCUAGAGAAGAUAGAGAGACCAGGGAAGCCAGGGAAGCUAGGGAAGCUAGGGAAGUUAGAGAGGCUUACGAAGGACGCGAGUUCCCGUAUUACCUCUACUCCAGAGAGCAGAUGUACCCCCAGAGCCAAGGGGUCAAUCCUGCACUAUUGGCCGCUGCAGCGGCUGCUGCUGCUGCUGAAGAUAAGAUAUUCAGUAUCCAGGAGCCGCAGCCUGGAACGGUCUACAUGUAUCAGGGAUAUGAGGGUUAUGCUCUUCCUGGUGAGGAGACUCAGGCCACUCUCAUGAAUUUACCGGGUAAUGAUGCCAGGAGGAGGGUCGAGGCUGCUUUGGAGGCGGUCGAGGUUGAGGGCAGGGAGUACGGUGGAGUUAUGAUGAAGCAGCAGAUUCUCACACCACCUAGCUCCAAUCCUGUGUCACCAGCUCCAUCGCCUGAUCCUCUGGAUCUCGCUGUACCAACCAGGGAGACACUCAUUCUACCACCCAGGAAGCGCUCCAAGAUGAUUCUCGAGAGCAUGGAGAUUGAGAGGUUCGAAAGCACCGCGCAGAGACACAGCUCGGUCAUUCAAUUUGCUCGGGCGUCUUAGUUCGUGGUGAAGGGCGGCGAUAACCUGUGCAGGGUGAGUCUUUGAAUAUAUCACGAAUUUUGGUAGAUCGUACUCAGCCGAUUUUCACCAAAUUUUCUCCAGGGAAAAUAAUUAUUCACGGAAUUUUCUCAUUUGGAAUCACAAGAUUUAUUUCUUAGUAUUCAAUAAAAAUUUGGAAAAAACGGCUGGGUAAACACUUUUUGAAGGAAUAUACGUAGUUAGGGGCAGGUUAGGUUAUCUGAUCGUAUAUAUGGAAAGUGUAGUUUUUACCAAAAAACGAGAUUUAUUAGGGGUUUUCAAACUUGAGGAGAGAUUCAAUUGUCAAUUGUUUAGGGACAAUUGAUCCUGCACAGGUAUUAUUGUAAAAAUAUUAAUACGUGCCGAAUAUUCAGUGAAUAGAAAUAGAAAGCGUAGUCUGCACGUAGAUGGUGAAUUUUUUGAGAGUUAUUUAUUAAAUGUCCCGGUAUUGGGACAUGCGUUUGAGUCGUGUCGUUUCGUGUACGUGUGUAAUUGUCCCUUAAUCUCAUUAUUAUUUUUAUCAAUUCAAUUUUAUUAUUCGGUUAUCUCAAGUCGUCCAAAUUCGCGAGUACGAGACAAGAAAAAAAAUAAUUAGAAAAUCCACACGGGACAAAUUGCCCGAGAGAAUUUAUUAUUUAUGAGAAAAUGACGAAUGUCAGACAUUUAUCAUUCUUCUAAUUGUUUAUUAUUAUUUUUUAAUAUUUUUUUUUUCUUCUUUUUUUUAUUUGUUAAUCGGUAAAAAUUUCGUGGCUAGAUUAAAAAGCACCAAACAAUUGAUAUCUCUGUGAUAAGAACUCCGUACUACCAGAGUAUUGAGGGUAGCUGAGCCCACUGCCAGUACAAGCGUAUAAUUAUUAUUAAAAAAAAAAUGAAACAAAUUCUACAUCGAUCUAUUAGUUAUUCACUUUAUUUCCAUUAUGAUUAAAUGGAUUUUUCAAUGUCUCAAGGUUGUCUGGCAAUUGCAGACUCAUCAGACUGAUAUUUACGUGUACAACCAUCCGAAAUCAUUAACAAUCAUUUUUCACACGAGAUUUCAAAGAGAUAAAGUUUUUUUUUUUAAAUCAUUUCUUGAGAAACAUCACGCCGAUCAGUGCCUGAACUGUUUCAAAAUCUUAGAUUCACUCAUUGAAAUUGAAGUUUUCAUUUGAUCAGUUGCGCUGUCAUUUUUUUUCUUAUCUGUAUAGUAUAUGAAACGAGGUUUUCCAAAAAUUCUCAGGACAGCCCCUACAUGGGGCACCAUAGAUACAUAUUAUAGAUGAUUAUUAGAUUUGGCUCUCGAGGUUUGAAAAUUGAAAUAUUCGGGGAGAUAUUUGAGGUUGAGACGAUUUUAUUCAUUUUAGAAAUUUAUCUUUUGUUUUCAUCUGCAGUAUUUUCACUCUAUGCGUAAGGAAAUCAAUAUUGUACUAUUUAUUUAUCAAAAAAAUUAAUUACAAAUUAUUGAGUACUGUUUUAGUGGAGAUUUUUAAAGUGUAAUUUUAAUCAUUUGAUGAUUUUUGGGAGUUUGAGCGUGAAUUAUGAGGGGAUUAAUUGGUAAUCAUUUUAUCAACGAAUUUUUCGAUUUUCUAACCUAGAAGAGCCAAAAAUAGCGCCAGCGCCGGCCAUUGAAAGCACCAGUCGCCAUUUCAUAAUCCCAUGCAUUGAAAUCGCCAUUUCAUGCACCAGUGUUGCCUUAAACCUUUAGGCUCAUUA